AUGUAUUUUGUCAGGGAUCUGGAAUAUGCAAACACAAACAAACGGGGGAUUAUCGCCGUGCUUGGCUCCCGGCCCUGCAAGCGCCCGCUAGCCCUCGGCGCGCCCGUCGAGCCCAGCGGGGACGGGGCGGCCGGGGACGCGCGCCCGGCCGGGAGCGAUUUAUACAUUUCCCGGGAUUUACACAACUCUCCAACGCACGCUCAUGUGCCCGAAAACACAACCCGCGGCACCGCAAGAGAGGAGACCGGGGCUGCUGCCACCGCCCGGGUCUCCGGAGCACUGGGCAGAGAGCUGGUCCGGCUCGUGUAUCACGGGCUGCGGGGAGCAAGAUCUUCCCAAAUGCCCGGCUGUGCCGCGGCGUGGGAAAGCGCCUCAGAGAGGGUUUGCUCUGCUGGCGGUGCGGAGGCGUGCUGUGCCGAGCCUUGCCGUGCCCGCAGCCCCCCCGGAUUUAUUUAUCUCUGCCCCCGCGCCGUGCACACGAGGAAGCGACCUUGCGAGGAAACUACCUCAGACAGCGAUAUGGACGAGACUAUAGACGUGGGGAGCGAGAACAACUACUCGGGGCAAAGUAAUAGUUCUGUCAUUCGAUCAAAUUCCCCAACAACAACAUCUCAGAUCAUGGCCAGAAAGAAAAGAAGAGGGAUUAUAGAGAAAAGGCGCCGUGAUCGUAUAAAUAACAGUUUAUCAGAGCUGAGGCGGCUUGUGCCAACUGCUUUUGAAAAACAAGGAUCUGCCAAAUUAGAAAAAGCGGAAAUACUGCAAAUGACAGUGGAUCAUCUGAAGAUGCUGCAGGCAACAGGAGGGAAAGGUUACUUUGACGCCCAUUCCCUGGCCAUGGAUUUCAUGAGCAUCGGUUUCCGGGAGUGCCUGACAGAAGUCGCGAGGUACCUGACUUCGGUGGAAGGCCUGGACACAUCCGACCCGCUGCGCGUCAGGCUCGUGUCUCACCUGAGCACCUGCGCCUCUCAGCGGGAAGCUGCCGCCAUGACCUCCUCCAUGGCGCACCACCACCACGGCCUGCACCCUCCCCACUGGGCGGCCGCCUUCCAGCACCUGCCGGCCGCCCUGCUGCAGCCCGGCGGCCUGCACGCCGCCGAGGCCGGCCCCUGCAGACUCUCCUCGGACGUGCCCCCGCACGGCUCCGCGCUGCUCACCGCCACCUUCGCCCACGCCGACGCCGCCCUCAGGGUCCCCUCCGCCGGCAGCAUCGCUCCCUGCGUCCCUCCUCUCUCCACCUCCCUGCUGUCGCUGUCGGCCACCGUUCACGGGGCCGCCGCCGUGGCCGCGGCCACCGCCAUCUCGCCGCCGCUGGCCGUGUCCGCCGCGGCCAGCCCGCAGCAGGCCGGCGCCGGGGGCGGCACGAAACCCUACCGACCCUGGGGGACUGAAGUUGGAGCCUUUUAGGUCUGCCCGCACGCACAGCUCGUCCCACUCCAUUCCCCUGCUGUCCCUCUCGGCGUGCGUGUGCUCACGGCCACGAGCCGCACCGGGAGCCGGUGUGCCCUCGCUGCAGGCGUCGGAGAGGACCUGGGGAGACACCUCCUUCUUCUAAUUCUUCUCCGUCUGCCUUGCUGGAGGCACCUCGAGGGAGCAGCAAUGGCUUUUGUAACAGUGCAACCAUACCGUCACGUAGAGGUUUCCUGCAAAAUACGUAGAAAUACGUAGACACUAGAAUUUUACAGUUCUCCAGCUAUGCAUCCUUGUUUGGCAGAGAGGUGAGGGAUUGCAUCUACCAGGUCUCCCCAGGCUAGAAAAGGAGUUGCAGUUUCAUAAGUGCCUGACAUUGAAAAAAUAAUAAAUAUAUAUAUAUAUGUGUGUGUGUGUGUGUUCUGCUAAAACAAAUAACAUUGCACAGGUAUGGACACGGUAUGGGAGAGAGGGGAAAUUCUGCAUUCAACUUCUGAACUAGGAUACUUUUCCAAGGCAGAGCGUGCUCUUGAAGGGGAGAGGUUUUUUUUUAGCCAAAAGAUUGCCGAGGAAGAAUGUUUAGUUUGACAGGCCUAGUUCUCUCUUCCUUAGUUCACUUUCUUUGUACAGACUUGCCAAAUUGUGACGUCUAGCAUAGCAUUGGCAAAAGCAAUUAUCUUAUCAGUGCUGGGAUUAAUGUAUGUUUCAGCACUGCCUGUGAGCCCUGAGGCACCCAUUUUUAUGGCUUAAACAUGGUGCUAGCUCCUAUCUGCACAAACAGUGAAUUUGUCAUGCACCCAGAAGUAACCACCUAUUUAAAGUGUGCACACUUGGACACAGUUGAUUCAUGCCGAUACAAGAGACUCAGUGUUGUAAGAGUUCAACUUAACUUAUUUAGCUGUAUUUGGACAUUUACUUUUAGCCGAUUCAGUGCAAGAUCCCUCUUCUUUUCACUAUCAACUUCUGGGAGAAUGAUCAGUCUGGGUAUGAAUGAAGUUAUGGUAGGGACGAUUUUUAAAUUGGCUAUUAACAUGCCAACAUUGUAAUGUGGGUUUGAUUCCAAACCAAAAUGAAUGUAUUAAUGGGAUGUGAGUAAAUUAUUUUGUCAAUACCCAGAUAACUAGUGCUGCAUCAAAUGGUUUGCUUUCAUUUUUUAUUACAGUGACUUAAAAUAACCUAAGUAUUUUAAUACAACC
Molecule: messenger RNA, 2603 nt
Organism: Ficedula albicollis (Collared flycatcher)
Lineage: Eukaryota; Metazoa; Chordata; Aves; Passeriformes; Muscicapidae
Gene: HEY2
Product: hes related family bHLH transcription factor with YRPW motif 2
Exons: 8
Coding region: 1-1404 (467 amino acids)
Biological process (GO): regulation of transcription by RNA polymerase II; regulation of neurogenesis; anterior/posterior pattern specification
Cellular component (GO): nucleus
Molecular function (GO): protein dimerization activity; RNA polymerase II cis-regulatory region sequence-specific DNA binding; DNA-binding transcription factor activity, RNA polymerase II-specific
Source: RefSeq, a predicted model, not a curated record